AACGUUGAUUCUGCGUUUCUUCCAUCUUGUGAAUAUCUCGUUCAGCAUCAUCGCAUCGCAUGUCGAAUUGCAAUAAGUAUCUCGCCUCCGUCGCUGACGACAGCGCUUCCAUUUGAAAGAUUCUUCUCCCUCCCUUCCUAUCUCGUUGACGGAUUCUCACAUUAGAGUCUGCUGUGAGAUGAACGAAGUUACUCAAGGGCCCAGAAACCCUUCGUGGUUAAUUUACCUUCUUGGUCUGAUGUCCUUGCCGCCAAUGUUGUGGAUGUUUUUUUUCCUCGACUUGUGUGAUCAUGAGCGUGUGACAACAUCGCCAGUGUUUCUCGAGUCCACCACUGACAUUGUAUUCACGAGGCGAGUGGAGAGUAGCUCAAGUGAAACCUCGCCGGUCAUGUGAGACUAAGAAGUAUAAGUCCAAUCUUUAUGGCAAGUGUAUACAUAUAUCUUGAAAGUUCGACAGAUCGUGGGGCAUCCAUGGGGAUGACACUUCCACGGUUGGCUAAUCAAUCAAUGAGAGAUUACCCGCAAGAAGUUGGUGUUCUGACAGGUUCCAUCGGCUUAAGAAAGCUAGCCGUAAUUUGGUAGCGGGUGAAUUGGGGAUGUUCUUUGAUUCUAUUACUUCCUUCCCAGGUCCAAAGUCCUCUCUUUGUUUCGAGAAGCCAUUGAUGAUUGAGUUGCCCUCAUCAGCGCAGACAGCCACCGAGAUGUCGGUCCGUUUUCGUGUUCUCAGCGUAAGGACAAAAGGAGGGAUUCCGGAUUCCCACAUGACGUAUGGUGGUAUGGUAGUCUUCUCCUAUUUUAGGUUCAUAUACCUGUAAAUAACCCAAGACUCAGAUGCGUAUCCAACUCAGCGUUCUGUAGGACUGCACCAAUUUGUGGAGGCUUUGACGGAAACCUCGUACAAUAUUCUUGUAGGCAUGGGAAAAGUGUAAUCUCAGGGAUGUUUUCGAAGCGAAGAAUCUCACCCAUACGAUAAAGAAGAGUGCCGUGGUUACCCCACAGAUCUGCAAGUCAGCUGUGCUCAACGUCAUAACCGACUCAUCUGAGUCAUAGGCGAUCAGUCAGAGUCGAUUCAUGCUCAUCAACUUCUAGUGAUCACCGUUGGAAAUCCAGCAGCAGAUUGGAUCUACCGCCUGCAAGACUUGUCGUCGAUGAUAUAAAAACUCCAAGCAAGGAAGCAACCUCAUUUGUGAAGAAACGAAAGGGUUUUUAACCUUAUGGACCACUCCAUCUCCCUCACUCGUCGUUCCAUGAACUCUGAGUCACAGUUCUAGGUUUGCAAUACACUCGUUGUGGAGUUCCGAUAGAUAAACUGUGUGCUUUCUACAUUUUUGAUUAACCUCCUUUAAGUUUACUGCUGGCGGAAUCUCGACGGGUUAAAAAUAGUUUCGAAUAGAGUGCUCGGUGAGUUCUCCAUUGUGGUUA
Marchantia polymorpha subsp. ruderalis is the source of this 1422-nucleotide messenger RNA. NCBI's taxonomy places the organism in Eukaryota, Viridiplantae, Streptophyta, Marchantiopsida, Marchantiales, Marchantiaceae. The record is from the annotation of a GenBank genome assembly.